Messenger RNA from Symsagittifera roscoffensis, 1105 nucleotides. Its product is annotated as diphthine methyltransferase homolog. Bases 43 to 1101 code for a protein of 352 amino acids. Gene Ontology annotation, biological process: protein histidyl modification to diphthamide. Gene Ontology annotation, cellular component: cytoplasm. The record is from RefSeq and is a predicted model, not a curated record. The transcript has a single exon. NCBI's taxonomy places the organism in Eukaryota, Metazoa, Xenacoelomorpha, Acoela, Convolutidae. Gene Ontology annotation, molecular function: diphthine methylesterase activity; protein binding.
GGCUUCAAUUGCAGUAAUUAUUAGGUUGCAUUAUUUCAGAUAAUGCAACUAAAGCCUAACCUCCAUGACACCUUUAAACUGAAAAAUAACGCUGACACUGUCGAAUUUGCACCUAGAUCAAUUCAGUCUGCGCCCGAACUCGCAGUUUGUGGUUGUUACGAAUUCGAUUCAUUGACAAAUAAACGAAUUGGAGGAGUUUCGCUUUUUCAGAUUGAUGACAACCGUUUUGUUAAUAUUCCCAAAGUUGAUAAUAAUUGUGCUGUCUUGAACAGUAGCGCAGAUUUUGGAGUUUUGGAUAUUAAAUGGUGUAACAGUGAAAAAUUCAUUUGCGCUUGUAGUGAUAGUUGUCUUCGAGUUUACGAAACAAGUGAAGUUAACGAAUCGAUUUCUGGUACCAUUAAUUUGACUUACAGAGAGACAAGCUCCUUGAUUGUCAGUGAAUCUAUUGAAAUUAUUUUGUCGCUGGAUUUCAGUGAUGGCAAAAUAAUUUCAUCGACUGAUAAAGGUCAAUUGUAUUUAACGGAUAUUGAGUCAGGGUUAAGUGAAGUGAGUGGAAAGCACGAGAGUGAGAUUUGGACCUGCGUCUUUUCACAACAUGAUUCGCGUAUUGUUUUCUCCGGUGCUGACGAUUGUUUUUUGAACGCUUGGGAUACGAGAACACACAAAAAACUUGCGAAGUUUCCACAUACUGCUGGUGUUUGUUGCGUGCAGACCGAUAAACGAUUAGAAAACUAUGUAUUGACUGGUUGUUAUGACGACAAAAUACACGUUUUUGACAUGCGAUUUCUCCCAGACUUAAACCAAUCCUUGUUACAUAAUACAAACUGUGAAUGGAGAACAUUGAAAACUUUAGAGAUUAAGGGUGGACCAUGGCGGAUAAAAUUUAACCCUGAAGAUCCGCAAUUAGUAGGCGUUGCCGCAAUGUAUGAAGGCUAUAAGUUGAUAGAAAAUCUAUCCGAAGUUGGUGAAAAAUUUAGCAAUCCAGAAGAAACUGAGUUACUGGGAUAUGGUUUUGAUUGGUCACGAAAAGACCCAAAUAAAUUCAUGACUUGCAGUUUUUAUGAUAAAAUUGUGUCAUUAUGGGAAAUUCAAGCAUCUUAGAUAA